CGUUACGCCCUAUCUGAGAGAAGACUCAACCAAUCGCAAAUCACCAUCUGUAAACAUGGCGGCGGACUUCAGGUGGAGAUGUGCUGUUCUUUUGCUCUGUGCGUGUCUCAUAUGUAUUUUAGCAAUAGACGGUAAAAACAACAAGCCCAAGAAGAAGAAAGAUAUUCGGGAUUACAAUGACGCCGAUAUGGCACGGCUAUUGGAGGAGUGGGAGAAAGACGAUGACAUUGAGGAGGGCGACCUCCCGGAACAUAGGCGGUCCCCUCCACCCAUUGACUUUUCCAAGGUAGAUGCUUCCAAGCCAGAAGAGCUGCUGAAGAUGUCCAAGAAGGGAAAAACUCUGAUGGUGUUUGCAACUGUGUCGGGAGAGCCCACAGAGAAGGAGACUGAAGAGGUGACCAGUCUGUGGCAGAGCAGCCUCUUCAACGCCAACUUUGACAUUCAGAGGUUCGUGGUGGGCUCCAACCGGGUGAUCUUCAUGCUGCGCGAUGGCAGCUUUGCCUGGGAGGUCAAGGACUUCCUGGUGGCACAGGAACGCUGUGCAGAUGUCACAGUGGAAGGCCAGGUGUUCCCUGGAAAGGCUGCCAAGAAAGAUGAAAGUGCUGGAAGCAAGACAAAGCAGCAAAAUGAUGUGAACACCAAAAAAAAGGGCAAGAAGUCGUCAGAGGGCAAGAAACCUGACCUGGACGGCAACAGAGCGAGUAAUGGCAAGGAGGAACUGUGAAAAGCUGAUCUUUGAUAGGAGAGAGAAACCCGAGGGAUGGGAUUGGCUCAACAAUUACCAGGUUCUGUCAAGAACAGGAACACCCUCCAACUUCUUUCAUUUAAGUAUUUGUAGCUCUGAAGCAGUCAAAUUGAUGGGAACAAAUUGGGGUCAGCUACUGCCUAGCCUUUCAUUGAGUCUAAAAAGCAAGAUCUCAAUUGCAAAUGCCUCUCAUCCUCUUUUCAAAACCUGUUUAAGGAGAUCAAAAAGGAAUGACAACUGUCUUUCUUAUGUAGUGGGGUUUAAGAAGUGAGUGGUCACAAGGAACAUGCGGUUGAGAUUUUCCCUUGUGGUGCUCCUACCUAGAUCUACAGGUACUGAACUGGCUGGGAAAGGGGAGGGGCAUGGGGGAAAGGGGAGGGGCAUUUGGGGAAAGGGGAGGGGCAUGGGUGCAUGGUUCAAAGAUAACGGAGUAUGAGUCAGUUUUGUGGAAAUGUGUACUCUAUUACGCCUAUUAAAGUUAAGGUAUAUGGCUGCUGACCUCAGAGCAGAUGUUUAACUGUAGCUUUUAGGUUUACAGUGUUUUUACACCCGUGUGACUGAGUCUAAAAGUCAACACAUUAGUUUAUACUGUUUGUCUAUGACCUGUUUAUUUUACAGUGAUGCGGUUAUGUCAGAGAACUGGUGAGAAAAGAUUUUGAUUAUGAUACCCACUAAUAUUUGAAUAUGACAGAGUACAUUUAAGUCACUAAGUUUUUCAGAGAAGGCAAGUGUAAUACAGGACGUGACUUAUACACAAGCUGGUUUUCCCAGAUGUGCCAAAACCACAGAUUUACAAUGAGAAAUCCUUAAACCAUUAAAGUUUUUGUCAAUUUGUUUGUCAAUUUGGAAAUGUUACUACAAAUUAUACACAUUAAAGAUUUUUGUCCAUAAUGUCUUUCUACUCCCUAUAUAGUACACUAGCUUAGACCAGAGAAAUAGGCCAAAAUCAAAAGUAGUUCACUAUAUAGGAACUAGGAUUUGCACCCAGAUAACUGUGAUUCUUUUUGAAUGUUUAUUCAUUGUUUUUGUUUUGCAAAAUACAGUUGUUAGACCACAACCAAUUGAUUUUCACAAUAUUACAGCAUAAAUUUGAGUUUUUCCAUCCUGUGAAAACUUAUCUUUUUGGUUAAACAGGCAAUAACAUAUUGUGUUGUAUGUGGAGCAGAGAAACACAACCCCUCCAUACAAAUUGUCGAUUGUGUGUGUGAACAGAGAGGCAGUAUUCUUUUCCCUCUCAACUUGAUUUUACAAUAUGCUUUUUCUCUCACCUUUGUCAGACUGUCAGUCACAUCUUGAAUAGAGUUGAGUGGGAACCAAUUUGGCUUGGAAUAAAUGUUGCAAUGUUGAGUUCA
This is a messenger RNA of Esox lucius (northern pike), 2097 nucleotides long. RefSeq names its product mesoderm development LRP chaperone (gene mesd). Gene Ontology annotation, biological process: protein folding. The transcript has 3 exons. Lineage: Eukaryota; Metazoa; Chordata; Actinopteri; Esociformes; Esocidae. Bases 56 to 724 code for a protein of 222 amino acids. The record is from RefSeq and is a predicted model, not a curated record.